Trichophyton benhamiae CBS 112371 is the source of this 363-nucleotide messenger RNA. RefSeq lists its product as uncharacterized. The record is from RefSeq and is a predicted model, not a curated record. NCBI's taxonomy places the organism in Eukaryota, Fungi, Ascomycota, Eurotiomycetes, Onygenales, Arthrodermataceae. Bases 1 to 363 code for a protein of 120 amino acids. The transcript has a single exon.
AUGCGUCUCUGGGUCAAGACGCGGGGCUGCUCAGGCGGAUGGACAAAGCACAACCGGCCGAUCGAGCUGGCUGAGGCUGCCUGGUUUACGAGGGCGCAGAGCCGUCAGGAAAGGGUCAGGACUCACACCUCCAGGUUCGACGAGCGAAAAGCGACGAGCCUCGCCGGCGAAAGAGACAGACUCAAAAGGGAGAUAUAUCAAGCACGACAGCAAGCUGCAGCAGUGUUCUGGCAGAAGAUGCAGGUGGUGAAGGAGGAGGAGGAGGAAGAAGUGAGAGAGGUGAAGUCGAGGUGGAAGUUGGUGCAGGAAGAAGAGGAAGAAAAAAAAGACGACGAGGUCCUAGGGCGGUCACGACGGCAGUAA